AUGACCAUGCUCACUGUUAAGCAGCCAUCACACUACGGCUACAAGUCCGUCCAUGACCUACCAACUCCGCCUUCGACUUCCCGACCUUCGCCUCCUCUGUCUUACCAAGAACACCCUUCCCACAAGUUGCUGCCGUCCAUCCCCCGCAGUCACAGUCCACCCGGCCAGCCCAUGUCCGCGCAUCAUCGUGGCCUGCCUCCGCCGGCGGCUAUGACGCUGCCUCCCCAGCCGCCUCAUGCUGCUACCGCACCCCCUCCACCUCCGCCGCCCGCCCCCCAGGCCAUCAGCCAGCAGCCCACGACUCACAGCCAUGCUAUGGGCCAGCUGCCGGGCCCGCCUCCUCAAUGGCAGGGUGCUGAGGAUUCCAUGAGAAGCUGGUUGGCCGCCAAGACCGAGGAAGAGCGUAGAAGGCAGGAGGAGGAGAAGACCAGGCAAGAGUCUCUACGCCUUGAGCAGCGCCGCAUCGAAGCCGACAUGUUGCGCACCUCGCUGACGGGCGGAAUACCGCCACCCAUCGUGCCCCUCGUCUUCGCGGGCAUGGGCGGUGGUGUUCUGCCCCCGGCUGCCCUGGAAUGGGCACAGCAGUUCCUCAACCCGCACGGCCAGCCCCAGCAUCCUCAGUUGCUUCCUUCUCAAGGCCCUCUGUCGCCCGAUCACCGUCGCGAUUCUCAGUCGCAGCCGUACGGGCAGUAUUCCGGUGUGCCCGCGACACCAAGCUCCGCUCCCGGACCCCAUGGUUUCUCCGGUUACCCAGCUUCCCCCGGGACCCGGGGUAGGGCAACAACUUUGUCCUCGACAGGCUCGGUAUCUCGACCUCUCGGAUCUACGAACUUGCCCAGUUUGAACACCAACGUGCCGCAGACCGGCCCGCAGCAGGUCCAGAGUCACCAGGCACACCCGACGGCACAGUCCGCAGCUGCUCAGCAGGAAGCGCAGCCCAGUCCGUCCAUCUACUUCCAUCACUGGCAUCCGCCUACGUCCCAAGCCGGAGGUGGCUCUACCCAGCCUGCGACCCCCUCCGGUGCGUCCAGCAAGACCAAAAGAAAGCGCGAGUCGCUUUAG
Messenger RNA from Colletotrichum karsti, 1062 nucleotides. RefSeq lists its product as uncharacterized. The record is from RefSeq and is a predicted model, not a curated record. The coding region runs from base 1 to 1062 and encodes 353 amino acids. The transcript has a single exon. NCBI's taxonomy places the organism in Eukaryota, Fungi, Ascomycota, Sordariomycetes, Glomerellales, Glomerellaceae.